Messenger RNA from Equus caballus (horse), 1386 nucleotides. RefSeq names its product cysteine-rich secretory protein 2 (gene CRISP2). The record is from RefSeq and is marked provisional. NCBI's taxonomy places the organism in Eukaryota, Metazoa, Chordata, Mammalia, Perissodactyla, Equidae. Gene Ontology annotation, cellular component: extracellular region.
AUCUUAUUCUCGCUGUAGGAGGGGAGAGUAGCCGUUAGUCUCUGGCUCCGGACCCGCAGCAGGAAGAUUUGGCAGCUGGAGCCAGGGAUUAUGAAACCAUACACCAUCCUCUUCCUGUAGAUGCCCUGGGAGACCCAUGUUAUCCUGGUCUUAAAACACCUGCAAGAAAGGGCACUUUUCCAUUACUGAAGCAGAUACUUCAUCCUGCUCUGAGAACCAACACAAUGGCUUUCCUCCCAGUGGUGAUGUUUUUGGCUGCUGUGCUACUUCCAUCUUUACCCACAGAAGGAAAGGAUCCAGCUUUUUCUGCUUUGUUAACCACUCAAACCCAAGUCCAAAGAGAGAUUGUAAAUAAACACAAUGAACUAAGGAAAUCAGUCUCUCCACCUGCCAGCAACAUGCUAAAGAUGGAAUGGAGCAGAGAAGCAACAGCAAAUGCCCAAAAGUGGGCAAACAAGUGCACUUUAGAACACAGUAGUGCAGAUGACCGGAAAACCAGUACGAGAUGUGGUGAGAAUAUCUAUAUGUCAAGCGACCCUACUCCCUGGUCAGAUGCAAUCCAAAGCUGGUAUGAUGAGAGCCUUGACUUUACCUAUGGUGUAGGACCAAAGAGUGCCGGUUCAGUAGUUGGACAUUACACUCAGGCUGUUUGGUACUCAUCUUACCGCGUUGGAUGUGGAAUUGCCUACUGUCCCAAUCAAGAAAGCCUAAAAUACUACUAUGUUUGCCAAUAUUGUCCUGUUGGUAAUAAUGUGAAUAAAAAGAACACCCCUUACCAGCAAGGAACACCUUGUGCCAGUUGCCCUGGUAACUGUGACAAUGGACUAUGCACCAAUAGCUGCGAGUAUGAAGAUCUCCUUAGUAACUGUGAUUCCUUGAAGAAAACAGCUGGCUGUGAACAUGAAUUGCUCAAGGAAAAGUGCAAGGCUACUUGUCGAUGUGAAAACAAAAUUUACUGAAGUUCCAGUGUGCAUUGCGCAAGACUAAGUGGAGAAGGGCUGCAUCCUUUUGUUGACACAUACCAGAGGGGAAAUUAUAGGCAUGCUAGUUGCAAAUUUGAUUCCAGACAGCAAUGCAUCUUUUUCUGUUGGAUCUUUACAGAAAUCUCUUCCAUACAAUGAUUUACAAAAGCAGAGUAGUCUGUGAUGACAACAUUGGGCUUUGAUGUGAAUUUGAUACUUUAAAUGUAAUGAAUUGAGUCAAGUUGAAGAUUUGAAUGCUCUACAACCAUAAGACUUAGGUCCUAGAACUUUGGAUUAAAAUGAAGAAUUACGUGUUUCCUGAAACAACAUGUCAACAAAAACCAAAAACACUGUAAUAUCAAUGUCAUUCCUACUGCAUGAUUUUUAACAUGUAUAAAGAAUGAAUUCAAAGAUUGACAUCUAC